AUGCCUCUCGACGGAGUCAAGAAUGUUGUGCUGGUCCUCUCCGGCAAAGGCGGCGUCGGCAAAUCCAGCGUAACGCUACAACUCGCCCUGGCGCUCACCCUUCAAGGCAAAUCCGUCGGUAUACUAGACAUCGAUCUCACCGGCCCCUCAAUCCCCCGUCUAGUCGGUCUCGAGGACGCAAAAAUAACCCAAGCGCCGGGCGGUUGGCUUCCUGUCCCCGUUCACCCAUCCACUAUCACCUCCACCUCCUCCUCACAACCAGACUCCACCACCACCACCACCACCACCACCACAACGACAACAGAAAGCACCAUCAAGCACGGCUCCCUUCGAUGCAUGUCCCUCGGCUUCCUGCUCCGAUCCCGCUCAGAUGCCGUAAUCUGGCGGGGGCCCAAAAAGACCGCCAUGAUCCGGCAAUUCCUCUCGGAUGUACUAUGGAAUGAAACGGAUUACUUGCUUAUUGAUACGCCUCCCGGAACGAGUGAUGAGCAUAUUGCUCUUGCGGAGCAGCUUUUGACGCUUUGUACGAUUGAUGCUUCUUCGUCUGCGAGUGGAUUGCCUCGGCUUGCUGGCGCGGUGCUGGUUACUACGCCGCAGGCGGUGGCCACGUCUGAUGUACGGAAAGAGGUGAAUUUCUGUGUGAAGACGAGGAUUCCGAUGUUGGGCGUGGUGGAGAAUAUGUCCGGGUAUACGUGUCCGUGUUGUGGGGAGGUGACGAAUUUGUUUUCGAGUGGUGGGGGGCAGGUUUUGGCGGAGGAGAUGGGGGUGAGGUUUCUGGGGAAGGUGCCGGUUGAUGUUGGGUUUGGGGAGUUGGUGGAGGGGAAGGUUGGUGGGGAGGAGGAGGAGGAUAGUGAGGAUGAGGAUGAGGGGGAAAGUGCUGGGAAGGUAGAUGGGGAGAAGAAGGAGGAGGAAGAGAGGGAUGAGAGGCCGCUGGUGGAGAGGUAUCGGGAGUGUUGGUCGUACGCGCGGUUCGAGGAGUUUUCGAAGACGUUGAUUGCGGAGAUUGAGGGGUGA
Aspergillus luchuensis is the source of this 1014-nucleotide messenger RNA. RefSeq names its product Mrp/NBP35 family ATP-binding protein (gene CFD1). The record is from RefSeq and is a predicted model, not a curated record. The coding region runs from base 1 to 1014 and encodes 337 amino acids. Gene Ontology annotation, molecular function: 4 iron, 4 sulfur cluster binding; ATP-dependent FeS chaperone activity; ATP binding. The transcript has 2 exons. NCBI's taxonomy places the organism in Eukaryota, Fungi, Ascomycota, Eurotiomycetes, Eurotiales, Aspergillaceae. Gene Ontology annotation, cellular component: cytosol. Gene Ontology annotation, biological process: iron-sulfur cluster assembly.